Molecule: messenger RNA, 1320 nt
Organism: Neltuma alba
Lineage: Eukaryota; Viridiplantae; Streptophyta; Magnoliopsida; Fabales; Fabaceae
Product: receptor kinase-like protein Xa21
Exons: 2
Coding region: 1-1320 (439 amino acids)
Biological process (GO): protein phosphorylation
Molecular function (GO): protein kinase activity; protein binding; ATP binding
Source: RefSeq, a predicted model, not a curated record
AUGAGUGGGAACUUUCUUCAUGAAAUUAUCCCAUCAUCCUUUAGUUCAUUGAAAUCCCUCAUCAGCUUAGACCUUUCCAACAAUAACUUGUCAGGCACAAUCCCACAACAACUAAAAGAUCAUCCAAUGUUGGACACCUUGAACCUAUCUCACAACCAUUUUUAUGGUGAGAUUCCAAAAAGAAGAGUGUUUGAUAAUAUCACAGCUAUUUCACUCACAGGAAACGAGGAUCUUUGUGGUGGUAUACCUCAACUAAAGCUACCUACAUGCCCAAGUAAGUCGAAGAAGCCUUUCAAAGUUAUAAUUCUUAUCAUUGUGGUAAGCAAUGCUCUUACUUGUGUUGCAAUUUGCCUCAUCAUUUUCAAGAGAAGAAAACAUAAAAAGUUGUCUUCCUCCCCUUCUUCCUCACAAAAUGCUCAUAUGAGGGUUUCUUAUAAAGAGCUGCAUGAUGCAACCAAUGGAUUUUCUUCAUCCAAUUUGGUUGGUGUAGGAAGCUUUGGUUCUAUAUAUAAAGGAACUCUUCGGCACUUUGAAGGUUUUAUUGCCAUGAAGGUGCUCAAUCUUCAAGCACACGGGGCAUCAAAGAGUUUCAUCACAGAAUCCGAAACUCUUAGUAUAGUCCGGCAUUGGAAUCUUUUGAAGAUUCUGACUUCAUGUUCAAGCGUUGAUUACAAUGGCAAUGAUUUUAAGGCCCUUGUUUAUGAGUUCAUGCCUAAGGGGAGCUUGGAGAAUUGGUUGUCCACGAAUGAACUUGAUGAACUUAGAGAUUUACAUUUGAAUUUCGGACAAAGAUUGGAUGUAGCCAUACAUGUGGCUCAUGCUUUGGAUUAUCUUCAUCUUGGUUUUAAGGAAACUAUCGUUCAUUGUGAUAUCAAGCCAAGUAAUGUUCUUCUUAGUGAUGAUAUGGUUGCACACUUAGGAGACUUUGGAUUAGCUAGGCUUCUUCAUGAAGUUACAAGCUACUCUAGUGUGGGCCAAACUAAAUCUUCAGCAAUUAAGGGAACAAUUGGCUAUAUUCCUCCAGAGUAUGGAGAAAGUGUCCAAGUUACAACAAAAGGGGAUAACUACAGCUACGGGAUUUUUAUGCUUGAGAUGCUCGCUGAAAAGAAGCCGACAGAGAGCAUGUUUCAUGAGGAUCUAAGCCUACCCAAAUUCUGCAUGCUAGCAUUACCUGAUAGAGUCCUUCAGAUUGUGGAUCCAAAUUUGCUUGUUCUAUCUGAUAGAGACCAUAGGAAAAUUAUGCAGAAUUCAAAUAUGGAACGCAACAUUCGAGAGUGUCUGGCUGGCUUUGCUGGGAUUGGCGUGGCAUGCUGUGCAUAA